AUGUCUGACUCUGCUUGGGCUUCGCCUAUUGUGAUCGUCCUGAAGAAGAAUGGAGUUGAUAUUCGCAUGUGUAUUGAAUAUCGCCUGGUGAACGGUUUCAUUGAGCUGUCGAAUUAUCCGCUGCCGCUGAUUGACGACCUCCUGGUGGGUUUCGAGCAAGCCAUGUGGUUCAUGUCAUUGGACAUGGCUAGUGGAUUUGGGUCAUACGUAUGA
Molecule: messenger RNA, 213 nt
Organism: Phytophthora megakarya
Lineage: Eukaryota; Oomycota; Peronosporomycetes; Peronosporales; Peronosporaceae
Source: the annotation of a GenBank genome assembly